AACUCCGGCCCACCUUAAAUGGAUACGAACGAUAGGCCCAACAAGAAAGCCCACUAAUUCAGCUGGCUGAUGAUCUUCUUAUAAUUGUUUUUAACGUUUAAAGGCUCCAUUAAUGGCGGUUAAGCGAUAAGAAGAAGUGGGAAACUUUGGCAUUUUCCCUCGCUCCCUCCAGAAAUUCGCAUGCUGAAAAAAAUUUCAUUUCCCGCCACCGAAAGUUCGAAGCUCUCUCGAUCCUCCGUCGUCUUUCUCUCUCAGUUUCUGAGGUUCCGAAUUCCGAUUCAGGUAACUUCGUGUUUAGGUUUUCAACAUAAGCCCUAAUUUAGAGUGUCGGCAGCUCGCGAUUUUGCUUGUUCGUCGAAGUAACGAGCUGGAAUUUAGGGUAUUUUGUUUGAUUCUCGGUUUUUCCUUUGAGCUACUAGAUCUGAAACAGUCAAGAUAGAUAGGAUUCUCCGUUCACCGUAAUUACGAGGAGCUUGCGGAUUCCGGAAUUUUGAUUAGGUUUUGGGGUUUGCAGGAACGGUGAAGGAAAUUGGAGUCGCAGAUGAGAGGUAGGAAGAAGAUAACCGCGGAUCCCGUGGAUAGCUCAGUGGUGGCAAAGAAGGGGUCGAGUUUGUCUCAGGUAAGAAAACCGCCGGCAAAGAGGAGUAGAGGCGGUGGACGGCAGUCUGGUAAAAAUCCAAAAGACGAAGCUGGGGGUUCUCUUGUUCCGGAAGAUCAAUGUCCAUUGCCUUCGAUGGAAGAGAAGGUAUCGAAUCCCUUAACGGUGUUUGGUCAGAAUCCAGGAACCAACGAACCUUCUAGGAAGAUCAAGUUGCAGCUGUUUCCCAUUGAUAAGAACACCCUAAUGGGACUGGAAAAGGAAGGAUACCAUCCUUACUUGGAACUCACUCUAAGUCGGAGGAAGAAGAUAUCAUCUGUACUGCAGCACCUCAAUGCCAAAUGGGGGAAGUCAAGCAUUGCUAGUGGGCAGCAGCCAAUGGUUUUCCCAUACAAUACAAUGGACAAAUCAUCUAGCUGCAGAUGGACCUCGCGCAACACUGAUGUCUGCACCGAAGAUGUCUAUGCAGCCGUUGGAAGGCCUUCUGUAUUUCGGUUAAGGUAUGGCUGGUUCUAUGAUUCUAAAGCCGAAAGUCAGAGCUUGGGUUCUGCCUCAAACCAGAAUGAUGCUUGCUUACAGUUAGCAGAAACAGGGAAAUGCAGCAGUACUGUUGAAACUAUAGAUGUCAAAGGCAAACAAAUCAUUGAAGAGACCAAAUUAGCCGUUUCCAGAGGAGCAACAGUAUCUGUCUCUGCACUAACUGAACCGCUGGCAACAACUAUGAGAGCGGAUAUUGGUGUUGGGCAGCCAGUAGUGCCAUGGGAUGAUUGUAUAAGCAUUGGAGGCUUGCUAUCUGAAGCAUCAUUGCAAGGGAAGUCGAGCAAAUCAUCUGAACAGCAAACAAAUGGAAGCAGUUCUCUGUUCUUUACCGAAUCAUUUGACGCUUUCAUUUCCGGCCAACCGAGCUCCUCAAUUUGUCCAAGAUUUGUACCUCCUGCUUCAACCUCAUCCAUUUUAAACGCUGAAGACACAUGUCAUGCAUUCACAUUUCAAACAUUUGCUUCGGGCAGGAGCAGCAAGGAAGAGGUUUCUAAGCUGGUCAAUUCCCAACCUGGCAUUCCAGAAGGACAGGAAGGAACUACAGGCGCACUUAACGAUGAAAGCAGCCUUGGACUGUCAGGCAUAAAAUGGACGGAGUCACUGGGACCUUUUGAUCUGGGCCUUUCGUCCUCCAGGAAGAUCAUUCAUAAUGACAGUAUUAUAAGCAUCGGCAGUAUAUUCAGCUAAAAUUCUGGUAGUUUUGAAGGGCAAAUUGGAGAGUGGCAGAUGUAAUUAGACAUGUUGUAGAAGUGGACUCCCAAGCUGAUGUCUUUAUGUGGGUUUGCCCCUUGAGAUUAGUUAAGAUUGAUCCAUGUUUGGUUUAUAGGCAAAUGACAGAGAAGAAGUUUGGUGUACAGCCUUUUAGUUUCCGUUUUUUUUUUUGGAUUCUUUACCGAUCAAAACAGAAUAUGUCAAUUUCAUGGGGUGUUUUUGGCUAAAGCAAAUGUUAUCAUCUUGUUGGGUUGUUUUUAAUCAUGGCAUACAUAAUUCUUCUACAUGCAUCUAAAGUCUUGUAAUCGACAAAAUAAUGGAGAGACAAGGGUAAGUUCUUCUUUCAUUGGGGACUAAACAAGAUACAACAAGAAGAGCAGAAUUUGCCAUUUUGGGUGAAAAGUUGGGUUUAUAGGGUUUUAGCAUUUGGAUUCUGACCUUCCAUUUCAGAAUUGCCAUUUGCUUUAUCUCUUGUUGCCAUGGUAGGAAUACAAGGAUUAGUACCCAAAUUGCCUCUCAAGUUUCCCCUUAGCCCUUUCAAGCUUCUCAAUUAACGUUACAAAUUUGU
Molecule: messenger RNA, 2417 nt
Organism: Linum trigynum
Lineage: Eukaryota; Viridiplantae; Streptophyta; Magnoliopsida; Malpighiales; Linaceae
Source: the annotation of a GenBank genome assembly